AUGCAGCUUUGGAAACGUCGAUCCUUCGCCGUGUUGGCCAUUGUCCUGCAGGUUCUGGUCAUGCUGGAGCCAGGAAUGACCAUGACUAUGGACCAGUUUUUGUCGUCGUUGGAUAUGCUAAGAAAUGGCUGUGCCCCCAAGUUUAAGCUUCGUAUAGAGGAUCUAGAUCGGCUCCGGAAUGGGGAUUUUAAUUUCGAUCCAACACAUGACUUAAUGUGCUAUACAAAGUGCAUAUCCUUGAUGGCGGGCACAGUAAAUAAAAAAGGAGAGUUCAAUGCCGCAAAGGCGCUGGCACAGCUCCCCUACCUGGUUCCGACAGAGAUGAUAGAGCAAUCCAAACGGGCGGUGGAGAACUGCAGGGAUGCGCAUAAAGCAUUCACGGAGUCGUGCGAAAGGGUUUUUCAAACAGCCAAAUGCCUGGCUAACAACUCCGAAGGAAAUUUCAAGUGGCCUUAGGUUAAAGUAUAAGGAUUCAA
Drosophila serrata is the source of this 476-nucleotide messenger RNA. RefSeq names its product general odorant-binding protein lush-like. Gene Ontology annotation, molecular function: odorant binding; dibutyl phthalate binding. NCBI's taxonomy places the organism in Eukaryota, Metazoa, Arthropoda, Insecta, Diptera, Drosophilidae. The record is from RefSeq and is a predicted model, not a curated record. Gene Ontology annotation, biological process: olfactory behavior; sensory perception of smell. Gene Ontology annotation, cellular component: extracellular region.